Molecule: messenger RNA, 2091 nt
Organism: Nanorana parkeri
Lineage: Eukaryota; Metazoa; Chordata; Amphibia; Anura; Dicroglossidae
Gene: TM9SF4
Product: transmembrane 9 superfamily member 4
Exons: 18
Coding region: 47-1975 (642 amino acids)
Biological process (GO): protein localization to membrane
Cellular component (GO): membrane
Source: RefSeq, a predicted model, not a curated record
GAACGGGUCACUUCCGCUGACGUCACCAGGGACACGUGGAUCCAAGAUGGCGGCCGCUGCGGUGACGUAUGCAUGGCUGCUGAUCAGUCUCUGCCUUCUUCAUGGGACGGGUGCCUUCUAUGUACCCGGUGUGGCACCCAUAAAUUUCCACCAGGAUGCCCCUGUGGACAUUAAGGCUGUGAAACUGACCAGUUCCAGGACCCAGCUGCCCUAUGAAUAUUACUCCCUGCCUUUCUGUCAUCCAGAUACAGUCACAUACAAGGCAGAGAAUCUGGGUGAGGUGCUCCGGGGUGACCGCAUAGUCAACACUCCGUUCAAGGUGCAGAUGAACAGUAACAAGAAGUGCGAGAUUUUGUGUAGCACUCCCAGCAAGCCCCAGGUGCUGAAUGUGGAAGACAGCAAACUGUUCGCUGAGCGCAUCCAGGAAGAUUAUUAUGUCCACUUGAUAGCGGAUAACCUGCCGGUAGCUACUAGACUGGAUAUCCAUCUUGGCCACGAGGAGGAUGAUAAGAAGAAGGAGCGGGAUGUGCAGUUUGAGCAUGGAUACCGAUUGGGGUUCACUGACAACAACAAGUUCUACUUGCACAAUCAUUUGUCCUUCCUCUUGUACUUCCAUCGGGAGGUGGUGGAGGAGAAUCAGGAGCACACGUUUAGGAUUGUGAGGUUCGAGGUGGUACCACAAAGCAUCAGACUGGAAGACCUGAAAGGAACGGAAGAGCGAGCCUGCACAGUACCAGAUAGCUCCAAUUCUGCUCCCCAGGAGAUUGACCCAGCGAAAGAAAAUAAAUUGCUGUUCACAUACUCUGUGCACUGGCAGGAAAGCGACAUCAAGUGGGCUUCUCGUUGGGACACUUACCUAACCAUGAGCGACGUACAGAUCCACUGGUUCUCCAUCAUCAAUUCUGUGGUCGUUGUCUUCUUCCUGUCAGGUAUUCUGAGCAUGAUUAUAAUCCGAACACUAAGGAAGGAUAUAGCAAACUAUAACAAGGAGGAUGAUAUUGAAGACACGAUGGAAGAAUCAGGUUGGAAGCUGGUCCAUGGUGAUGUCUUCCGGCCACCCCAGUAUCCCAUGAUCCUCAGCUCUCUCCUAGGCUCUGGAAUUCAGCUCUUCUGCAUGGUCCUAAUUGUCAUCUUUGUGGCCAUGCUGGGAAUGCUGUCUCCAUCCAGUAGAGGUGCGCUUAUGACCACAGCCUGCUUCCUCUUCAUGUUUAUGGGUGUGUUUGGUGGGUUCUUCGCUGGACGCUUGUAUCGCACACUGAAGGGGCACCGGUGGCGCAAAGGAGCUUUUUGUACAGCGACGCUCUACCCCGGAGUGGUCUUUGGCAUUUGUUUCGUGCUGAAUUGCUUUAUCUGGGGGAAGCAUUCUUCGGGCGCAGUCCCGUUCCCUACCAUGCUGGCCCUAUUGUGCAUGUGGUUUGGAAUCUCACUGCCGCUAGUCUACUUAGGCUAUUACUUUGGCUUCCGCAAGCAGCCAUAUGACAAUCCUGUCAGGACCAAUCAGAUCCCACGCCAGAUCCCAGAACAGCGCUGGUACAUGAAGAGGUUUGUCGGGAUCCUCAUGGCUGGAAUUUUGCCUUUCGGCGCCAUGUUUAUUGAGCUGUUUUUCAUCUUCAGUGCUAUCUGGGAGAACCAGUUCUAUUACCUCUUUGGCUUCCUGUUCCUGGUGUUCAUCAUCCUCGUGGUGUCAUGCUCCCAAAUCAGCAUCGUCAUGGUUUAUUUCCAGCUGUGUGCAGAGGACUACCGCUGGUGGUGGAGGACGUUCCUGGUGUCCGGCGGAUCUGCGUUUUAUGUCUUGGUUUACGCUGUAUUCUACUUUGUAAAUAAGCUGGAUAUUGUGGAGUUCAUCCCAUCCCUGCUCUAUUUCGGCUACACCACCCUCAUGGUUCUGUCCUUCUGGCUCCUUACCGGCACUAUCGGCUUCUACGCCGCCUAUAUGUUCAUCCGCAAGAUCUACGCAGCGGUCAAAAUAGACUGAUGCCAGAGCUCCCUCGCCGUACAAUCCCAGCACAAGGCAGAGCCGGUCUCCUCCUCUCAAGACGCCAAUACCAGGGAGCCGCCAUUUAAUCAAAACCCAUCAUCCUCAUCCAGAAU